Molecule: messenger RNA, 1499 nt
Organism: Sebastes umbrosus (honeycomb rockfish)
Lineage: Eukaryota; Metazoa; Chordata; Actinopteri; Perciformes; Sebastidae
Product: glycine N-acyltransferase-like protein 3
Exons: 5
Coding region: 415-1251 (278 amino acids)
Cellular component (GO): mitochondrion
Molecular function (GO): glycine N-acyltransferase activity
Source: RefSeq, a predicted model, not a curated record
UUUAUGAAUCUGGUAUAUUUUAACAUAGUACUUCUUAUACUACUUGCACAAUUAUUAUGAAGUACUUUUACUGUGUACUUUUCGAAAAAAAAGUCUUAUUCUUGUUCUCUAGAGGGGACUUUGACAUUGGAUUACUGAAAAAGUACACAGUAAAAGUACUUCAUAUUAAUUGUGCAAGUAGUAUAAGAAGUACUAAGUCCAAAUAUUAAACUACUGUUGCCUUUAAUCACACCCUUUACUUUGAAAUCUGGACAGGAAGUACUCAUUGGUUGGAUUUGCAGGUAGCUUUAAUGUGCGCUGGAAAUAAAAUACUGUACAUAACGAAAGUUGUUAUUGAUUCGAUGUCGAUUCUGUUCAUUACCGGAAAUAAUGAAAGUAUUUCUGUGACAUUUAAAGAAGCUUCACUCCUCAAACAUGAAGGUCCUGAACUCAGAAGAACUACAGAUUGCUGAAGGAGUUCUGCUUAAACACUUACCCAAGAGUUUUAAGGUUUACGGUUUCCUAUAUGGGAUUAACAGGAAGAAACCAACCACAAAGGAGGUCAUCGUUGAUACAUGGCCUGACUUUAAGGUCAUCAUUUGCAGACCUGACCCCAAGAACAAGCACGCCCUGGACUUCAUGAAAAAGGUGGCUUACUACAGCACGGAUGAAGAGAUUUUAAGGAAAAUACUGACAGAGGAGAAUGCAAUUGACUGGAGCACUUAUUUUCUUAUUGGAGGAUGUGACAUUUCCCAUGUCCCUAUGCUCAAAGAAGUGUCUACUGACAGAGAAGUCAACAACCGAUGCUUGACCACGGUGCAUCUCCUGUAUUUGCCAGACAGCAGCCAUCUGCUCCCACCAGCAGUUGACAGUGAGCUUGAAUCGAGGAUUUCCACUCUUAACCUUUCCCACGUUGACUUGGUGAAUAAAACCUGGAAGUUCGGAGGGAACAAGCAGGGUUACAUGAUCAUUAAUAACCUCAUCAGCAACUUCCCAUCCUGCUGCAUCACUGACGACCAGGGCCAGCCGAUGUCCUGGAUUCUGGUGUAUGAUUACUGUGCAAUGGGCUUAAUGUACACUCUACCAGAGCACAGAGGGAGAGGCUACGCCAAAGUCCUGGUCAGCACCUUGGCAAAGAGGCUCCACGCUGAGGGCCACCCAGUGUACUGCUUCAUAGAGGAGGAGAACGAGGUCUCCUACAAGCUAUUUAAAAACCUGGGCUUCAUUGAGGAUCCCUCAUACAGGGCGCAAUGGUGGGAAUUGAAUGUAUAGCUGACUUAUUAUCAGGUAAACAUAAAUUGCAAGUGAAUGUUAUUGUGAUUAAAAUGUAAAUUGUAUAGGCUCUCCAAAGCAUUGCAUCAAAACCUGAACUGUUAUAAUGGUGGAUUCAUCCCUUGGUUUCUGUCGGCAUCGAACAAUUAUCAAAUGAUGUGCAUGAACACAUACAGUAUCACAGUACGGUACCAAUGUAAUAAUCAGUAACAAUGGCUCCCCAAAAUAAAGAUAAAUUAUGUCAUGCA